GGAGAGGGCAGUGUCAACACAAGGAAACACAGCUCUCCAAAUGUUUUACUGGUCUAACUGGCUGAGCAUGGCUUCAGUCAAGUAUUUAACUUGUCUUCAGGACGGGACCUCUCGGGAAUCAGAAAUGAGGAGUGACUGUGAGGAGAAGAAGAACAGCUGCUCUCAAUGACUGGACCUCUGUGGUUCUGCCCUCUGCCAUGCUAUGAAGUGAGGACCUGCUGAGAAAGUGGAACAGAGCCGCCCAGGAGGAGAACGACUUCCUGUAAUGUGAUGGAUCCUUCUCAAAAUGGAAAUGGGACAAUCCAGAAACAAGAUGCAAUGGACAUUGACCUCCCUUUGCCCCUCACUGAGGAUCCAUCUGUGAAUCAUGUUUACGAGUACAUUGAUAAGGAGUACAUGGAGGUUUCUCCUGAAGAUGUUGAAACGCGUUUGCAUGAACGCAGCCCGGCUGAAUCCCAACCCAAACUCACAGGGCAUCUCUCAGGAGAUAGAGGAGGAGGACCAGGGAAUACAGACCAAAACAGUAAAAACAAGCCUCCGCCAGUCCCGAGUCGCCCACCUUUACUCAGAACCAGACUUCCAAGUGCGUGUUUGACAGAAAGGCAAGUCACGGCUCCCCCUCCUGUACCCCACAGGUCACGGCUACCCCUCAGCAACAAGCAGUUUUCCUUUGACUUUGCCGAGCCGGUUCACAAACUGAACCGUUCAAGGACAGAAGUUGACCAUGACCCAUGGGCCAUCAACCUCAUAGACACUCCAGAGGGCAGCACCAAGAGUCUGGCAUCUUUUUGCUCUGCAACUUCAAAGCUAAUGUCACGGUACAAGCACACAGACAGUGUUCAUAAUCCAGGUGUUGUAUGGGCUCGAGUGUUACACAUCAACCCGGCCCUGCUGCAGCAGGUGGAGGUGAAUGUCAGUGUGGCCAGAGACUGGGACCAUCACCAGCUCCCUUUCCCUACCUCAGUGAACAGAACAGUGACGAGCCUGAUUGAAGAAAUCUUCCAGUUGUUGGACAUCACUCCCAGCUCCAGUGGGCAUUAUGUUUUAAAACUGUGCGACUCUGAGGAGUAUCUCCAGAAUGAAGAACUGCUGGGUAUGCAUGAGAUCAUUCAGACGUCCUACAUGCUUAAGCUAGAAGUCCCCGUCCGGCUGCUCCAUUUGAACAACCUCAAACACUGUUUGCCCAGGGAUGAGGAGGAUGACAGAACGCCUUGUCACCUGCACCCGCUCCUACGUCCUGUCUGUGUGCACAACACCUGCAAGUUGAGCCUGCAGGAGUUUCUUAAGAGCUACAACCAAGAGGUGACAGAGCUGAUGAGGAGCAAGUCUGGGAUGAACACCAAUGUGCUUGUUGGCUGGGUUCGCACGAUCAGCAAUCUUGUGUGUGGACUUUCGUGUCCAGAGUUGGAGGAUUCGAUCGGUGCGCUCAACAGAAUCAAUCCCAUACCUCUGAGUCAUGAUGAGAUGACUGAGUGUGAAACUGUCAUGAUCAUGCUCCACCAGUCGCUGCAAAAAGUCCUUCAGAUCUUCUUUGACAACUUCCAGUCAGACUUCAGAUGUUUGAGGGUAACCGGCAACCCACAAUCCAGCGACGUUGAGUACAACAAUGAAAUCUUCCAAUUCAAUGUCGCUACUCUCUACCAACUUCAGCUCGUUUGGAUCAACAAUUACGAGUGCUUCUCUGUUUCCUGUGAGUUGACGUACGGAGAGACAAACGUCUGUGACAUCGGCAUCUCAGAAAAUAUCAGCACGGCCUUGUCAUGCAGAAACAAGAUCAAUUGUAACCGCAUGAUGGUGUUUCCUGUUCCUGUCAAUAAGCUGCCGUAUGAGUGCAUGUUGACAUUUCAAUUGAAGGGCUCCAAGAGAGGCAAGAGCCCAGAGCUUUUAGGCUGGGCUGUACUACCUCUGUACAGAGAUAGGACUCUGCUGAUGGGAACCGUCCUGCUCAGUAUGUCCUUACUGGCUGAACUGACGUCUCCUCCGUCUCCUGCCUUAUCAGACAGCCACAGACAACCAGCUGGGGUCAUACUGCAGCUCGAGUUCCAGGAUCAGAUAGAGUGGAAAUAUCAGAGGCCCAUUGCUCUCCCUGGUUCAGUCAUUUUUAGUCAGCCCUGUGAGGACUUGCAUAAGAAAAUGUUGGAUGUCUCUAAGAAGCAUUGUCUCUGCUUUCUAACACAAAAUGAGAAGUCUUUCCUCUGGACAAAGCGUUACUGUAGUGACAAAGCCAGCACUUUCCUCCACCUGCUGCUGGGUGGAGCUCCACGAUGGCAACCUGAAGACUUGACAGAAAUCUACACUAUUGUAGAAAACUGGCCCAUCCAUCAACCUGAAGAGGCUCUGUUCCUGCUCACUGACAGUUUUCAUGAUCAGACUGUGAGGAGAGCUGCAGUUCAGUUCUUUGAACAGAUACCAGACGUAGAGCUGGAAGUCUUUCUGCCCCAGUUGGUCCAGGCUCUGAAGAGUGAGUGGGAGUUGGAUGGACCUCUGGUGAUGAUGCUGCUGGAGAGAUCAUUGAAGAGCAUACGAAUCGCCCAGCAACUCUACUGGCUGCUGCAGGACGCCCACAAUGACCCGUACUACCAAAGCUGGUUCAGUAAGGUUCAGGCCGCCCUGCAGCACUGCUGUGGUCGAGCACUGAGGCAGGAGCUGGAGCAUGAAACCCGCCUGGUGUCUGUCCUCAUACAAGUGGCUGAGAGUGUUCGCACUGCUGAAAAGGCUCGACGUAAGAAUGUUUUGAUGAAAGAAAAAUUGAAGAUCAAUGACUUCUUCAAAGAUGGGACCGGCUGCUGUCUUCCUCUUGAUCCUGCAGUUCAUAUAAAGGCCUUGGAUGUGGAUGCCUGUAAGUUUUACAACUCAAACGCUGCUCCUCUGGGGAUCUCAUUCAUCUGCUCCGACCCUCUGGCCAAGAACGUCAGUGUCAUCUGCAAGACAGGAGAUAACCUGCAGCAGGACAUGCUGGUGCUUCAGAUCGUCCGUGUGAUGGACAGGAUUUGGCUCCAGGAGGGGCUGGACAUGCAAAUGAUCUCCUACAGGUGUCUUUCUACAGGCAGAUUUCAGGGAUUGGUGGAAGUGGUUCCAGAGGCGGUGACCCUGGGAUCGAUUCAUCAGGAGUUUGGUCUGGGAGGCACCCUUCGAGAAGACUCCCUGGAGAGAUGGUUCCACAUGUGGAACAGAACUGAGGAGGACUACGAGAAGGCUGUGAUGAACUUCAUCAACUCCUGUGCAGGGUGGUGCGUGGCCACCUUCAUCCUGGGGAUCUGCGACCGCCACAAUGACAACAUCAUGUUGAAACACAGUGGGCAUAUGUUUCAUAUCGACUUCGGCAAGAUCAUGGGCAAUGCGCAAAAGUUCGGGAGUUUUAAAAGGGAUCGAUCGCCGUUCAUCUUUACGUCUGAGAUGCAGCACUUCAUCACGGGUGGGGGUCAGAAGCCUCAACGCCUGCAUCGCUUUGUGGAGGUCUGCUGUGAAGCAUACAAUAUAAUCAGAAGGCGCUCUGCACUGAUACUCAGCCUGUUGGAGCUGAUGCUGCGUGCAGGAAUGCCAGAACUGAAGGACUCUAAUGACCUGCAGUACGUCCAGAACAAUCUCAGACCUCAUAACACAGACCUGGAGGCUACGUCCUACUUUACAAAGAAGAUCAAGGAAAGCAUUGGCUGUGUUGCAGUGAAAUUUAACUUCCUGACACAUGCCAUUGCUCAGGGGAAGAAACCAGAAUCAGUAACCAGGGACGGCAACCCCGCUCCCAGCACCAACAUCCAGGAAGCAGUCAUACAGGGAUACACCAUCAGGUCAAAGGAUGUGAUUUAUGACCUGAGAGUAACCAUCCACGAUGGUUUUAUACACAGUGAAAAGACAUAUGGGCAGUUUGAGCUGAUCCACAAACGGCUGCAGAAAUACUUCAUUGAAUCAAUGCUGCCUCAGUUUCCUGGCUGGUACAAGAUGUCAUUCACCCCCUCCAGGAGGAUGUCUCUGCUGAAUAAAUACCUCCAACAGCUUUUUGAGGGACCCUGCAAGGGGAAUGAGUAUGUGUGCAGCUUAUUCCUGGACGGACCAAACAUUGUGCAAGAAAGUGUGGUGACAGGAGCCCUUCCUCAGAUCCAGCUCCUCAUUUCUUACUCAGACUGUAAGCUCUCAGUUUUGGUGAAACACCUGAAAAACAUUAAACUUGCAAACGGCUCUAACCCUGACGCCUACGUGGUCACAUACCUGAGACCGGACCCUCAGCAGCGCUCCAAGAAGAAGACGAAGGUGGUCCGCAAUAAUGACAACCCCACCUUCAAUGAGCUGCUGGAGUACAGUAAUGUCCCCAUGCUGUAUGGGAUGGUGCUGGAGGUGACUGUGAAGAGCAAGAAGAAUUUUGUGGCUGCCACCAACAUUAGACUGGAGCAGGAGGUGCUUGAUAAGGAGAAGUGGUUUAUCCUCGGGAACUGUGCAAUAUGACCUUGUUGGAGAGGUGCAAGGAAUGCCUCCAUCCAGCAGGGGGAGCCGCCACACUAAGGAAAUACCAGUCAAAGGGUAUUUAUCAGAUGAUACUGAACCUCAUGAGGCUUUUGCAUGACGUUACAGGUCUGAGAAAAAGACUCAGAGAAGACUGUUUUAACUGAUGUGCCUACUUUUAAAUAUUGAUAAAAUGAAGGACAUUUGAAAUUAGUCACAUUUCCACGUUACAGUGGAUGAAGGAAACACUAUUACUUCUUUAGCAUAUUUGCACUUUCAUUUGUACUUAAAUGUGUUUUUGAAACUAUAGAUGUGACAGAUUUAAGAGGAGGUGAUGCUUCGCUCCUACUACCUGAAUGUCUGCCCAUACUAAGUGUGUUCAUCCCUUCGGGCUGUGUCCACUGGACGCCCUUGACCAGUACAAUUGAAGGUUGGAGACAGGAGAAGGGUGAGAAAAGAGUGGGGGAGAGGGUUGAGGAGUGAGGAGAGUGUAUGAACAGGAUGACAUCUCUCUCUCUCUCUCUCUCUCUCUCUCUAUGGCCUGAGGGGCUGAGUUAACACUCUGCCGCUCGCCUCAUCAUUUGUCUUAUCAAUCAGUAGCCUUCAAGCACAGGUAUGCACAUGCAUGCCAAAACAGGCAGAGGCAGACACUCUACACUGCCUACACAAAAAACAAACUGAAAAACUCCUCCACACACCAAACACACACACACACACACACCUACGACACACAAAGUCUUUCUAGGGCUACAGCAGGUCUUCAUGUUAUCUUAAUGCCACCCUCCUCCUGACAGGCCUGCUGACCCGUGGUCUCCUCCGCCUCAUUCCCAGGAUUUAGUGCGGAUAGAAAUAGAAGGCCCUGCACUGGAUUUGGUUCAAUUAUGUAUACCUCUGUGGACGCUAUUUACAUUUUGCCCUGCUGAGGCUCUCACAGGGAGGCACUCUUUCAUAGUAGUACUCAUGGACUUUUUAUGUAUCCUGGCAUCAUCUGUCAUUUUCAGGCCAAGUAAAAGGAUUCAAUCUAUUGUUUAGAUAUAGAUGAUACAUCCUAAAUCUCUAUUAUGUCUUGUGUUUGGAUAUUAUCAACUCUCUCACAAUAAUCCCACCUGAAUCAAUUAUUCAUUAUAUUAUAAGAGACUUCUAUCUCACUCAAGGAUUUUCUCAAUAUCUUUAGUGAUGCAUGCAGAGACUUGGUCUUCAUUAAAUCAUCUUUUAAAUUCAGCUGGAACCGUCUUCUCUUCUGCAGAAAAGCAGUGGAAAGAGACAUGCAUUUCCUGACAAUAAAAUUGGUAUUUAUAUCUAUGAAAA
This is a messenger RNA of Labrus bergylta (ballan wrasse), 5745 nucleotides long. RefSeq names its product phosphatidylinositol-4-phosphate 3-kinase catalytic subunit type 2 gamma (gene pik3c2g). Gene Ontology annotation, molecular function: 1-phosphatidylinositol-4-phosphate 3-kinase activity; phosphatidylinositol binding; 1-phosphatidylinositol-3-kinase activity. Gene Ontology annotation, cellular component: plasma membrane; phosphatidylinositol 3-kinase complex; cytoplasm. The record is from RefSeq and is a predicted model, not a curated record. NCBI's taxonomy places the organism in Eukaryota, Metazoa, Chordata, Actinopteri, Labriformes, Labridae. Gene Ontology annotation, biological process: cell migration; phosphatidylinositol-mediated signaling; phosphatidylinositol-3-phosphate biosynthetic process.